AUGGUCCAUGAUAAUUCCAGUUGGACAAGUCAUGACGCUUUCAGAAAAGCCAUAUGGAUUGCUGUAGAUAUUCAACAACGAUUUUGGUAUAUUAAACGAUUUAUUCCAAUCCAUGUGAUUAAAGCAUAUCGUUAUAUGUGGAUAGUAGACGAUGAUGCCCAUCCAAUAUUUAAUCCGCGUCACUAUGAAUGCGUAACUGAUUAUUACAAUAUUUCAUUGUCUAGUCCUAUUUACGCUGGUGAUAUUCAAGGGGUACAUCAAAUUACACGACUAGUACCGGCGACUGCUUCUCGUAUAGGUCGAUGGACUGAUUUUGUUGAGAUUGGGCCGGUUGUAGUAGGGCAAACCGAUGCAUGGCAAUGUUUAUGGAAUGUGCUCAGUCCAGCAGUUGGAUUAGGAUACGGUCUUGAUAAUAUUUGGUGUAAAUAUCUUAGCUUUCAUUGCAUGCAACAAACAACUUUUGGAAAUGUAUGUGCUAUACUUGAUAUUUUCGGAUCCUAUCAUGAUUCUCCAUCAGGUAUGACAAGCGGAUGGUCAGGCGGUCAAGAAAUGCCAGCAUAUAAUGCUCAUUAUCAGAAAUAUAGUUCACAAAUUACAACAAUUGGACCGAUAGCUAAUGACCUUUCAGUUUACAACUCAUCUAUGUUACAUGAUUCAAUUAUGCCACUUGUUAUGCAAGUAAGUAUCUCAUAUACUUUUUAUUUUCUCAGUCUAUUCAAUAUAAAUGUUUUCGUUCCAUUGUAACAGGAUGAUUGGCAUUCACAUCUACAUUCAUCGAUUCAAUAAAAAUCUCUUUUGAAAGAAAUUUGAGUUUUUUGCUAUGAUAUCAUUGUAACACUAUUUAUUGCACCGGAUAUAUGUGAACCGGAAAAACAUGGCAUUGUUGCUGAUAUUCCAAUCAGUCCAGUGGCUAGACAUAAUUUGAAUCAAGUAAGUUAACAAAAAUAGAAAACACGCAAAUAAUUUUAAUAUGCAAAUUUUUUAAGAUCCAUUUUUCUGUGACACGUUGAUUUUAUCAUGUUUUUUACCGGGCUUUCUGUUUGAGAACAUGAUGGAAUCGCUAUGAAUCAUUAACUAUGAUAACUCUUACCCUCUCAUCCUCAAUCUUGUCGUUAUCGUCACAGUAACUAUGUUUACAUUUGUAAAGCUUCGAAAAAUGUUUUGGUGAUUAUAUCUGGAAUAAUUUCAAAGGUUCUUCUUCCCAUGUAUUUCUCAAUUCUGGUUGGCAUGUGACUACUAUUUGAUCCCAAAAUAAAAGUGAGGGAGACUGAUGUCUUAUAUCUCGUCUGUGAGUAGUACCGAUAAGGUAAUGCAUGCUGCAUGUAAAGAAAGCAUUCAUACUUGGACUUUCAGCGAAAACGUAUCCGUAGAUACUAACGCUGAUGCCAGAUCAUCGUUAGAGGCACACUAGCAUUAUGUGAAUCAGAUGCUCUGACUGCGCCGCUAUCUUCUGUGCGUCAAACAGAACCGAACCAAUAUUCGUUACAUCUUGAAAGUCAUCAAUGACAAUGCAAUCUAACACCGAGAAUACUCAACGUUUGCGAUGAUAUCAACCUUGAUGUGGAUUUCUGACUUUUGUGCGUUUUCAUUUUGGAAUCUUAGCAUAUAGUCAACACGUUUAAUCGAGCCGUUAUAUCGAAAAAGUACCCUGAUUUGAUUCAUUAUCUAAGAAGAUCCCUUCUUGAUACACAGAAUAAUUGAAAAACAACAUUUCAACUUUGCAACGGUAAAUGUGGGAAAAAUUUAUGUCUCUUUACUAUCAAUCACCGAUAUUGCUGUGUACUUACUCUGUAAAGUAGUUAUUGUUUUUUUAGUUACUCUGCUUUAAAAAAGUCAAAAAAAGCAGAUAUAAGCUGCAUAAACUGCGAGACUGAGAGUGAAAACGAUCCUCACAUCACAAUACGA
Didymodactylos carnosus is the source of this 1905-nucleotide messenger RNA. The record is from the annotation of a GenBank genome assembly. NCBI's taxonomy places the organism in Eukaryota, Metazoa, Rotifera, Eurotatoria, Philodinida, Philodinidae.